Molecule: messenger RNA, 351 nt
Organism: Aspergillus lentulus
Lineage: Eukaryota; Fungi; Ascomycota; Eurotiomycetes; Eurotiales; Aspergillaceae
Product: D-mandelate dehydrogenase-like dehydrogenase
Cellular component (GO): cytosol
Molecular function (GO): NAD binding; glyoxylate reductase (NADPH) activity; hydroxypyruvate reductase [NAD(P)H] activity
Source: RefSeq, a predicted model, not a curated record
AUGACUGUCGAAUAUGAAUCAGACGACAUCAUCUGGUUCGAUGACGAUGAAUAUAUCGGCGCGGAGGUCUCAUUUCCCUCUGGUUCAGCGUGGAAUCUAAGCUCCAGGACAAGGGAACACGCGUAUGAUGAAGCUCAGGCAGAUUGCGAGGACUUUGACAUUCAAUCCGAGGCGCGUGGCUUGCUCGUCUGGUUCAAGGUAUCUGGAAAUGGCCCACCGACUGCUGUCAUCAAAAUUCGUUUGCAGAUCCCAUGGUUCAGGACAGUAAGGAAGACGCCCGAGGUCCGCGCUGAGCAGGCUACUUCAGAAUUGCCUAGCAGCUGGAACUCGGAAAUCGAAGCCUUGACCUAG